Messenger RNA from Lactuca sativa (garden lettuce), 2102 nucleotides. Its product is annotated as protein PIN-LIKES 2. Gene Ontology annotation, biological process: endoplasmic reticulum to cytosol auxin transport. Lineage: Eukaryota; Viridiplantae; Streptophyta; Magnoliopsida; Asterales; Asteraceae. The record is from RefSeq and is a predicted model, not a curated record. Gene Ontology annotation, cellular component: membrane.
GUCUUUUUCGCUCAAUCGAUCACUCUCCGAGACCCUACAACAAAUUCAGUCGUUCAUGGCAUCAAAUGAGAUUUCUCCACUUUUCUUCUUCUUCUUCAAAGAGUCUUCGCUCUCAAGAUUCUUCCAUCCGUAAGUCCCAUGUGUUCAUAGCACAUGUUUAUAUGAAAUCCUAUUCUCUGAUUCUCAAUAAUUAAAGGGUUGUCGUUGGAACUUGAUUUCUUAUCAAAUUACCAUAUAAAAAUUCGAACUUUGAAUCUUGGAUCUGGUAGCUUUCUCUUGAAAAGUUUCAAGAUUUGUCUUUAUAGCUCUUUAGGGUUCUUGAAUCUUUACUUUUUCUCUCAUGGGGUUCUUUGAAUCAGAUGUUCAAUUCGGUAAACAAGAACUGAUUCAUGCUGUUGUUCCAUUAUUGAAGCUCUUGACUCUUACUGUUAUCGGUGUUCUUCUUGCACACCCAAAAACACAAAUCGUCCCAAAAUCAACCUUCAAGCUUCUUAGCAAACUUGUCUUUGCUCUGUUUUUACCCUGCACAAUCUUUAUUCACUUGGGUGAAUCAAUUUCUCUCAAGAAUUUAACUUUAUGGUGGUUUAUACCAGUGAAUGUAAUCAUCAGUACUGCCAUCGGCUGUCUGUUGGGGCUGCUGGUGGCGGUGAUUUGCCGGCCGCCACCGGAGUUUUUCCGAUUCACCGUGAUUGUAACCGGUUUCGGAAACACCGGAAACUUAAUACUCGCGAUUGUUGCUUCGGUUUGUCAUAGCGAAGAUAAUGCUUUCGGUUCUGAUUGUCAUACAUCUGGUACUGCGUAUGUUUCUUUAGCUCAAUGGGUGUCUGUUCUUCUAGUUUAUACUCUCGUUUACCACAUGAUGGAACCUCCGAUGGAGUAUUACGAAGUCGUCGAAGAAGAUGGAGAAAUCGAGAUUGUUCAGGAGAAUUUACCGGUGAACGAUCUCAGCCGGCCGCUUCUUCACGAAGCAGAGUGGCCGGGGAUGGAAGACAAAGAAACUGAACACUGCAAAACACCAUUCAUCGCUAGAGUUUUCGCUAACGAUUUCUCUCAGACUUCCAUUCCUGAUCCAGAUUCGCUAGAAGAAAGCCAUGAACAGCCGCGAAGUCCGAAAUCAAUCAGGUGUUUAGCAGAGCCACGAAUGGUUAGAAGGAUAAGAAUCGUCGCUGAGCAAACUCCAGUUCGCCAUAUCCUUCAACCUCCGACGAUCGCUACUCUUCUAGCUCUAAUCAUCGGAAUGGUUCCGUUUCUGAAAUCUAUAGUGUACGGAAAUGACGCGCCGUUGUCGUUCUUGACUGACAGUUUAGACAUAGUCGCCGGAGCAAUGGUGCCGUCGGUGAUGCUUGUUCUUGGAGGGAUGAUUGCAGAAGGUCCAAACGAAUCUAAGUUAGGACUACGAACUACUAUCGGGAUUCUUGUCGCGAGGCUAUUGAUUCUUCCGAUGUUGGGAAUCGGGGUUGUGUUCUUGGCUGAUAAACUGGAUUUGCUGAUUGAAGGUGAUCGAAUGUUUCAGUUCGUGCUUCUGUUGCAAUACACGACACCAAGUGCGAUCUUGUUUGGUGCAAUUGCUAGUUUGAGGGGUUACGCAGUUAGUGAAGCUUCGGCACUUCUGUUUUGGCAACAUGUUUUUGCGUUGUUUUCUCUUUCGAUGUAUUCCAUCAUCUACUUCAAGUUGUUGCUUACGUAUAAAUGAUAUAUCCAUGAUCCAUAUCUUUCGAAAAGGAAUUGUACCAGAUGAUGUAAUAAGAUCUUCCCAAGAACAGGGUUGGAAGUCAACUGGGUUCACGUGGUUUAUUGACAAAUUGAUGCAUGAUUCAGUUUCAUCUGGAGAAGAAAUGUGCCUUGUAAGAUAUGAAUUUCAGUAAAGUAUAAAGCUUGAAGUUUUUUGGAGAAGAUGAAAUUUAUUUAGAAAUUUGUUGUUUGUAGACUUUCCCUCUGAAGUGUUGAGUGAUAGACUGUGGAUCAUGAAUUGGCUGGUUGUACUGGAUCAUCGGUCCAAACAUAUUUGGGUCUCGGUACAAGAAAGAAAAAAAAGACCCUGGAAAUCCCAAAUGUAAUAAAGAUUUAGAAAAAAGUAUACCAAUUUACUAAAAUUAUUAAUA